AGCGUGCGCGCACUAGGCCUCCCCAGCAGCCACGCCGCCGCGCCGCCGCUCCACUGCUCCCCCCGCGCGCCAUGGCCGCCGCCACGCUUCUGCUCGCCGCGGGCAGCUCCGCCUUCGUAUGGUGGGGCUCGGCGGGGCCCGCCACGCCCCCAGCGCCGCCGGAGCCGCCACCACCCCCCUCUCUGCCGCCACCCUCGCCGCCUCCGCCGCCUCCGCCUCCGCCUCCGCCUCCUCCGCCCCCUCCUCCCGAGCCAUCGUCGCCGCCGCCCUCGCCGCCCUCGCCCUCGCCGCCUCCGCCGCUCCCUCCCGCGCCGCCGUCGCCUCCCGGGGCGCCGCACUCCGACCUCGAGCUCUCCAUCGACCUGAUCGACGUCUUUACGGACAGCAACCCGCAGCACUGGUUCGGUCUACGCGCCUGCGGCGCCUACUGCGGCGUGCGCUGGUGCGGCGGCGCCGACGUGCGCGAGAGGUACGAGGCGGGAGACGACUUUGCCUGCGACUUUAGCGUGCCGCCUCAGUUUUGCGAGGACGCCUGUUGCAGGCGAUGCGCCCGUCUGCGCUGCCGCCGCUCUCGCCAUCGCGGCUGCCGACGGCGAGGGGCUGUGUUGCGGCUCUCCGUGCCCAGACAAGGAGUACAAGGAGUGGGGGGGGGAGGCGCCCGCCUCGCGGACCGGCGGCGCGCCCACCUCGCGGACCGGCGGCGUGACCCUGCUGACGGACUACGCGGAGCAGCAGGUGCAUGGGUAUGCGACGGUGCACAUCCCGCUCGGAUGGAUCCCCUUCCUCGCGCGCGCCGAGCCGGCGGCGGCGUCUGCGGGGGCGGGGGCGGCGCCGCCAGCAACGGCGAUGGCGGGGGCGGUGGCGACGGUCGCCGCGGCGCUGCUGGUCGCCGGGCGGAGAAUUGCGGCGGCGGGGGGAAGGAGUCUUGCUAGGAGUCUUGCGGGAAGGAGUCUUGCGGGAAGGAGGGCUCAUCUGCGGAUUGUGCAAGUGUGACUCAAAAAAAUUAGUAAAGGCCC
Messenger RNA from Emiliania huxleyi CCMP1516, 1016 nucleotides. RefSeq lists its product as hypothetical. Bases 72 to 932 code for a protein of 286 amino acids. The record is from RefSeq and is a predicted model, not a curated record. NCBI's taxonomy places the organism in Eukaryota, Haptophyta, Isochrysidales, Noelaerhabdaceae. The transcript is spliced from 3 exons.